Molecule: messenger RNA, 1945 nt
Organism: Drosophila rhopaloa
Lineage: Eukaryota; Metazoa; Arthropoda; Insecta; Diptera; Drosophilidae
Gene: Diap1
Product: death-associated inhibitor of apoptosis 1
Exons: 2
Coding region: 441-1742 (433 amino acids)
Biological process (GO): positive regulation of protein ubiquitination; regulation of cell cycle; negative regulation of apoptotic process
Cellular component (GO): nucleus; cytoplasm
Molecular function (GO): ubiquitin protein ligase activity; cysteine-type endopeptidase inhibitor activity involved in apoptotic process
Source: RefSeq, a predicted model, not a curated record
GUCCGCUCACUUCAGUUCGGAAUCGAAACUCAAGACGUAAAGAAGCAAUGGAUUAGCUUUUCAGCGCUAUCUUGAUUAUAAAAUUAUGCAUUUAAAGCUAGAAUAAAGUACAAAAAUAAAGUAUUUACCGGACUCAAUUGUGAUAGUUGGCUUUAUAAUUGUCGACAACAACAAAAGAACGCAAACGAUAAUAGCAAUCGAGUGCUUGUCUAAUUGUAACCUCGCUUUGUUUUUCCGUUCCUUUAAUACACGGAAAAUCAAUAGUGACUGUGAAAGCGCAUAAUAUUACGAUUUCCAUAUCGCCGAAUCUCAUCGCAGAGGAUAUUUUUGGGAAAACUUGAGUUUUUCAAUAAAAAGAGAAAAGCUGUCAAGUUUGGAGCAACUGGAGAAAUAUUUAAGGAUCAACAGUCUAGGAGAGAUAACAACAACCGGAACGCAAAAUGGCAAAUGUGGUAACCAAUCCCCGGUACAUUCAUGUACACUCCGCCCUCGAGCCACCAACGGUUACCGAUCAGGUGGACAACAAUACGAACGCGACGCAGCUAUUCAAAAACAACAUCUUCAGUAUCAUGAACGGUCUAAAUCACGAAGAGGCGCGCCUAAAGACCUUCCUUGCCUGGCCGCUGGAGUGGCUCGACAAACGUCAAUUGGCCCAGACGGGCAUGUACUAUACAAACGUCGACGACAAGGUGAAAUGCUAUUUCUGCGGUGUAGAGAUCGGACGCUGGGAGCGGCAGGAUCUGCCGGUGCCAGAGCAUCAGAAAUGGUCGCCAAACUGCCCGCUACUGCGCCGACGCACCACAAACAAUGUGCCGUUAAACAUCGAAGCAUUGGACCGCAUCCUGCCGGAGAUCAGCUACGAUAUUUGCGGUUCCAACGACUCCACGACAGCGGUGGAGCUGAGGGAGGACUCCUACGCCGAAGGAAGUAUCCCCAUGUCACAGAUAAACCAGUCGCAUACGGCGAAUGCUACAGCCACUGUCGUCGGAAGCGCUUCCCACCCGCCGAUGAGCUCGAUUGCCACCCAGGCAACGACAGCCACCCAGGCCAGUGGCGAUGUCCAGCCGGAGUUGUGUCGCACCCCAGCCGCCAGUGGCAAUUAUUUUCCCGAGUAUCCCGAGUACGCCGUGGAGUCGACACGGCUGCGCACCUUCGAGGCGUGGCCGAGAAACUUAAAACAAAAGCCGCAGCAACUGGCCGAGGCGGGUUUCUUCUACACGGGCGUUGGAGAUCGCGUCCGCUGCUUCAGUUGCGGUGGUGGUCUCAAGGACUGGGACGACAACGACGAGCCCUGGGAGCAGCAUGCCUUGUGGCUAAGCCAGUGCCGUUUUGUCAAGCUGAUGAAGGGUCAAGUCUACAUCGAUACGGUGGCUGCGAAACCGGAGCCAGCCGAAGAGAAGGAGGAGAGUUCGUUAAGAGCCGAGGUGGCCAGCAGCCAGGUCACAUCAGACGAGGCUUCCGAGGCGGCCAGUUCUGGGGAUGUGCUCCCAGCCACGGCAGCCACCCGCAUCUUAGAGAAGAUUCAGGAGGCGUCAGCAGCUGUGCCUCCGUCCGCCAGCAACAGCGGUCCCUCCUCCAUACCCGAGGAGAAGCUGUGCAAGAUCUGCUACGGUGCCGAAUACAAUACGGCAUUCCUGCCCUGCGGCCAUGUGGUGGCCUGCGCCAAGUGCGCCUCCUCCGUAACCAAGUGCCCGCUGUGCCGGAAACCCUUCACCGAUGUGAUGCGUGUAUAUUUUUCUUAAGAACGCAAACACAAAUAAAUGUUAAUCAAAACUUUAAAAAAAAAUUAUGUUUCAACAGGCGAUCGCAACGGCCAGCUGUUGGUAAGCCUGGCAGCUGGCCGUUGCAUAUAGAAAGCCUGGUAGAAAUAGAGAGAAUAAAUUGUAAUAUUAGUUUAGGUCACCACUUGUAUGGGUUAUUUAUAAUAAAACUAACAUAUAAUCAA